GUUUAAACUAUUCCGUAAGUCUUCCGCGCAAGUUUCGUUCUUUUUAGAUCAAAACACCACACCCAGUUCAUAAAGUUCUUAUAUUGUUAUCAAAGAUGAAGGAUUCAGUUUAUUCUGUUAAGGGUCUUAGGAUCUUGAGCUUGAUAUUCACUUCUGUUGUUGUUGUUGCUGCUGCUGCGGUUUCUGAGGAUGAUGUGAAGUGCUUGGAGGGUGUCAAGGCUUCGCUUGGCGACUCCGGAGGGAGGCUAAGCGCGUGGAACUUCGCAAAUUCUUCAGUCGGUUUCAUCUGUGAUUUUACGGGUGUCUCGUGCUGGAAUACCCGUGAAAACCGGAUAAUCGACCUCCUACUUGGCGAAAUGGAACUUUCAGGACAAGUUCCGGAAUCAUUACAGUACUGUCAGAGCUUGCAGAGGCUGGAUUUUUCAUCUAACAAACUCUCAGGUAGUAUUCCUCCCCAGAUCUGUACCUGGAUGCCAUACUUGGUGACCCUGGAUUUGUCCAGCAAUGAUCUUUCUGGUCCUAUACCUUCUGAUCUGGUACAGUGUAGUUACUUGAAUAAUUUGAUACUGUCCAAUAAUCGGCUAUCCGGGACUAUACCACCCGAGUUUGUAAGUCUAGGUAGGCUGAAGAAGCUUUCAGUUGCGAAUAAUGAGCUUACUGGUAGAAUCCCAUCGUUCUUUGAUGGGUUUGAUUCCGCAGAUUUCACAGGGAACAAUGGACUCUGUGGGGGACCCCUUGGAAAGUGUGAUGGAUUGAGCAAGAGGAAUCUUGCAAUUAUUAUAGCUGCAGGAGUGUUUGGUGCGGCGGGAUCUUUAUUGUUGGGUUUUGGGGUGUGGUGGUCGUACCACUUGAAGUAUUCUAGGAGGAGAAGGGGUGGGUAUGGGAUUGGAAGAGGGGAUGAUACUAGUUUUGUUGAGAGAUUGAGGGCACACAAGCUUGUUCAAGUUUCUUUGUUUCAAAAGCCUCUGGUCAAGGUUAAAUUGGCUGAUUUGUUGACAGCCACAAACAAUUUCAAUCCAGAAAAUGUUACAACUUCGACUAGGACCGGUACUACUUAUAAGGCUGUUCUUUCUGAUGGAUCAGUGCUUGCAGUCAAGAGGCUUAAUACUUUUAAGCUUGGGGAGAAGCAGUUUCGUUCAGAAAUGAUGCAAUUAGGACAGCUUAGGCACCCCAAUUUGGCACCCCUUUUGGGUUUUUGUGUUGUAGAGGAUGAGAAGCUUCUGGUUUAUAAGCAUAUGUCUAAUGGAACUCUGUAUUCGUUGUUGCAUGGAAAUGGGGAUCCAUUAGAUUGGCCAACCAGAUUUAGGAUUGGUUUGGGUGCUGCUAGGGGUUUAGCAUGGCUUCACCAUGGAUGCCAGCCCCCAAUCCUGCAUCAGAACAUAUGUUGCAAUGUGAUUUUAGUGGAUGAUGAUUUUGAUGCUAGGAUUAUGGAUUUUGGAUUGGCAAGGCUCAUGACUUCUUUGGAUUCUAAUGAGAGCAGUAGUUAUGUCCAUGGUGAAUUAGGCGAAUUAGGUUACAUAGCACCGGAGUAUUCAAGCACUAUGGUUGCUUCACUAAAAGGGGAUGUUUAUGGGUUUGGGGUAGUGUUACUGGAGCUUGUGACAGGGCAAAAGACGCAUGAGGUUAGUGUUGCAGAAGGAGGAUUAAAGAGUAACUUGGUGGAUUGGGUUAAUCAGCUCUGUAAUUCAGGUCGAUCUAAGGAUGCAAUUGACAAGGCUCUUUGUGGAAAGGGACAUGAUGAAGAAAUCUUGCAGUUCCUAGUAAUUGCAUGUAAUUGUGUGGUUUCUUGGCCUAAGGAUAGAUGGUCAAUGUACCAGGUUUACCAAUCACUAAAGAACAUUUCUGAGGAUCAAGGGUCAUCUGAACAGUAUGAUGAAUUUCCACUUCUUUUCCAGAAGCAAGAAAAUGAAUCGGUUCAGCUUUGGAGCAAAACGAAAGAGCAUGACGGGGGCAAGGAUUUUCCAUUGAUUUUGUACACAUGUGAGUAAGUUCUCAAUGUCACUUGAUGUAAAUGUCUCUCAAUUUCUAUUUUUAGGCUUUUAGCUGCCUUUUCCAUUUGUUGUAUAUUGCUGUCUGAUGCUAUAAACUCCUUAAAUUGGAAAUUGUUGCUCUUUAUUUCCACUGCGUUUUGGCAGCAAGAUAAUGAAGCAUGACAAAGUGGUAAUCAACAUGGGAAUGUUACUUAAAUGUUGUUUCGAUUUCUAA
Molecule: messenger RNA, 2205 nt
Organism: Tripterygium wilfordii
Lineage: Eukaryota; Viridiplantae; Streptophyta; Magnoliopsida; Celastrales; Celastraceae
Product: inactive LRR receptor-like serine/threonine-protein kinase BIR2
Exons: 1
Coding region: 96-1988 (630 amino acids)
Biological process (GO): protein phosphorylation
Molecular function (GO): protein binding; ATP binding; protein kinase activity
Source: RefSeq, a predicted model, not a curated record